UCUGAAUUUCAGUUGAAGUUUUGCUCUUCACCGAUUCGCAUCGUCUGCCAUCUCCACUGCAGCUCAUUCAUUUCGUCGUUCGAGUGCAUUUCCAUUGCCGCUUAAUUUCAGUCCGUUGGCCAUUAAAAAGAUAUUCUGCAACAGAACAACAACAACCUCUUUAAAUUUGUAAAAUACAACAACAAGAGCAAAUUAAUUAUCGGAAAUUUAUUGUUGGAACAACUCGUUCACGAUUUUAACGAUUUUAAAGGGUUAACAGCCAGACUGACAGCAGCAUUUCUUUCAGCAUUUUUUUUGCUGAAUUUGUAAUUUCGUGUAUUUCCAAAACUGUACGAGUAAUUAUAGCAAAAACAACAACAAUGACCAACAUCAGGAAAGCUGCUUCUUCUCUGCAAAAGCUCUUUGUUUGCGGCGCCCUGAAAUAUGGCCAACCUGGUCACUCCAUUCUCGCAAAUUCUGGCAAUGGUUAUGCGAAAUUCUGGUGCCGCGCCACAACCACCGAAAAACUGCCGCUUGUGAUAGCCACACGUUAUAAUAUCCCCUUUCUGCUGAACAAACCUGGUGUUGGUAACUACGUGUUGGGUGAGAUUUAUGAGGUGGAUGACAAGAUGCUGACAUCACUGGAUAACUUGGAAGAUUGCCAAGAUGUGUUCACACGGGAGGUGCAUGACAUGAACAUCGGGGUUGGUGAAGGCACCGUGCCCUGUUGGGUGUAUUUACUGCAAAAGUAUCCCGAAAAGCUGCUCUCUCUGGAAUAUUUGUCAAGUUAUCAAAAUAGUGCUGCUCACCCCUAUGUCAUGCGUAAUCGUCGCACACACAAGCAUCCACCUCAAGAGGACCUUGCCUACACUGCUGCCUAAAUUCUUCCCAACCCUAGUAUAGUGGUAGUCAUUGACCUAUUUACUACCAGGCGAUAGAUAAUUGGUCAACUGUGUGAUUAGCAUUUACUUACUGUGAACUUGUAUUGAAUGGAAGGCUUGCACUGUUUCCUCGGUUUCAGUUAUGAGAAAUGGAGUGCGGCUUAUAAAAAUUCUAAUGUCGAUAUUAGCUGAACUAUUGUAGACUUUAAAUAUAGACAUAUAACAUAUACA
Bactrocera tryoni is the source of this 1091-nucleotide messenger RNA. RefSeq names its product troponin C-akin-1 protein-like. The record is from RefSeq and is a predicted model, not a curated record. Bases 360 to 860 code for a protein of 166 amino acids. The transcript is spliced from 3 exons. NCBI's taxonomy places the organism in Eukaryota, Metazoa, Arthropoda, Insecta, Diptera, Tephritidae. Gene Ontology annotation, molecular function: gamma-glutamylaminecyclotransferase activity.